GGAGGACGAGAUGGUUAAGCCUUUCACAGUAAGAUCAAUGUUAAAAGGAGCUGUGUGUGUGCUCAGCAUUUGUUUUUGACUUUUCUAGUUGCUUGGAAAUCUUUAGGGGGAGAUUGUGGUUCAACAGUAUAUGCCACAUUGAAGUGGUAUGCAUCAAUGGGAAGCUGGGAACCUGAUGAUUACUUUGAGAUGCAGUGUGCAGUGUUUCAAGUUGUUCUAGUCAUAAAUAAUGAAUUAAUUGUUGUUGAAAGUGUAAAAGGGCUGAGAACAUUAUGAUGGAAGUAUAUGAAGUUCACCAUGCUCUAUUAUGUCUCGUAAGUUGUUGCCGCUUUUUUGUGUUGUUACCAUUUAUUACACAGAUUUGGUGCUAAAUUUACCCUCGAGAAUUGAUGAAAAUCUCAAAUCACAAAUCCCUCAAAAAUACAAACUUUGUUGAAGAACACCAUAGAAAAAUCCAUGCUAUGAUUUGCUAUCAAAUUGGAUGGCGAGCACUUCUGGAAACUGCUCAGAAAGUCCCUUAUUGUUCAUAUACCUAGGAAAGCCAUACAUCCUCUGAAUACUCUAGGUCUCCAGUUUUAGUUUCAGGUCAUUUUAUACAGUGACGUCAAGUUUCAGAAAAUGGUUUCACUAUGUGAAAUAGCUACUAAAUGGAGAAUAACCAGAAUAAGAUGUUUGAGCUCAUUGGAUCAACAAUAGUUUCAGCUUUCCAGUGAUACCAAAGUUCUGCUAUUUCAAGACUAUUUAGAGACCCCAGUAUCCAGAAAUAUUCAAGUGGACCAUUUUUAGAAAAGGUGUAUAAAACACAUGUAUACUGCAGUCAAACAACUGCAUGGUUUUUGACCAAAACUGCAUUGGAUAAGCAUAAAGUAGGUAUGUCUGUAACAUAGAAGCAGUUUCAUUCACAUAUCUUGCGGGGCGAGAGGCUUCAAAACUGAGGCAACUACAACCUCUGAAAGACGGUGAUCGCCGGCAAUCCCGGGGUUCUGAGAGUUGGUGAAGCAGCCAAAUCUUGUUCGCUUGUUCCUCUUAAACGUUUUACUCAUUCCCUAUCGGAUCCAUCAGGCAGUCAGAUCUAUUCUUUUCAUGGGCUCUGCUAAAUAUCUGCUAUGCUCUAGAAUUCAGCAAUAUGAGUCAUGAACAUGUUGUGAUGAUUACUAUAAACAAAUAAUGUAAAUGCUCAAUUAUCUUUAUUCUCUCCGUCAUCCCACCUCCCGUCUUUUAAAGACACACAGGCACACAAAAUAACUCCCAUCAGGGUGCUCAACAGUUUGCACGGCAGCCGCUUGGGACACAAUAUCCUCUUGUUUGUUGAGCGUCUCUCUGCGUCACCAGUGCUAAAAAUACAACCCCUCCACUACCAGCUCUCUCCCUCCCUCCCUCCCUCCCUCCCAGCUCACAUUGUGUGACUCUACUUUACCGUCUUAUCCGCGGGGGGAGGGAGGGAGGGAGAGGGGAGGAACUCUAAUCCGGGGUGUUUUACUGACUUCAGCGGGCAGGAGUGAUGUCAUUGUGAUGUCAAUGCCUGUAAUUGUAAUCGGGCUGCAAAGUUGACGAGUGACCACUCCGACGCGGAGAGAGCUGAGAGGGAAAAGGGAGGAGGAGAAAGAGGCUCUGGCGAAGCAAAGGAGUGAGGGUAGAAGAGUGUUUGGCUGCCGCGGUGCUGGAUUAUUGGAAAGAAGAGAUGGCUGUGACUGGGGAUGAGACUGAGUCAGCUGCCACAGGAGACAUCCCCGCCUACCAGCUGCGUUCGCCCAACUCGGGCCUGGCUCAUAGCAUCGUGAUGGCAGCGUCCCCGGGGUCCAUGCAGAACCCCCCACCGCGCUCUGAAGACACCACCCGCAAGAGGGAGGUCCGACUGAUGAAAAACAGGGAGGCAGCUCGUGAGUGCCGCAGGAAAAAGAAGGAGUACGUGAAAUGCUUGGAAAACCGUGUGGCUGUGUUGGAAAACCAAAACAAGACCCUGAUUGAAGAGCUGAAAGCGCUGAAGGACAUUUACUGCCACAAAGCCGAGUAGCAGCGGCCGUUUCUGGUCACGAGCCAAAGACGGCGCCGUUUACAAAACUGCCACAGCAAAACGACAAAAAAAGAAAAGACUUUGGAACAAAAACUUUGUUGUCUCCGCUCACUCAGGCCUGGUGUCCCGGGAAUUCGAACAGCUUGAGCUUUGCCAGUUAUUGCCCUUGUUCUUAUCUUGCGCUCUUCGCAUGUGAAGCGUCGCACGCGCUUCGCUCGCUGUAGCUUUCGUGCACGCCGACGAGAGGCAGUUGAAGGACAGGAACCGGAAGAGGAAAUACAGGUGCUUCCUGAAAACAUAGUGAGGGGUUAAAGAGAGAAAGAAAAAAGACCCGGCAGGUCAGCCGGGUCUCGCUGCCGGCAAGUCCCUCUGAGGUCAGACGAGGUGCACGCAAAGCUACGCAGACGCAACUCCACCGUGUUUACCCGACAACGUCAUCUGCGUCGUCUACGCUUCCGUUGUGGGCCGUGUCAUGCAUUCCUUCAUGCAAAAAAACCAAAACACUUUGAGCUUUUUGUUUGUAGAGCGAUUUGGAUCUUUUUGUAUAGACGUUCUUUCGUUUGGUCAAUAAAAAAAAAAAAAAAAAAGGUUCUUUCAAGACGCACGUGAAGAAUUCAAGAUGGCGGUUUAUGCACAGAGCUGCAAACAUGUUUCACACCAAAGUAGCGGCCGGGGCUUUAUCUGAAUCAUUUUUCGUCUCUACAGUGAGUUGAUUGUAACAUUUGAAAUGACGCAACUGCUCGUCAGUCAAAGCACAGAAAGUACCAGAAUAUGUAUUCUAUUACAUUUAUUUGAGGAAUUUCACUCCACAAGUUUGUAUAUUAUUUUAGAAAGCAAAUGUAACCAAGUGGCUAACAUGCGACACAAUUGAAUCGACUAUUCUCUACGGAAUAAAACUUUUGUAAACAGACAUCUGAAGAUAACUCACUGCUUUACUGUCACGCAAGCGUCUUUUUCACAUCAUAGAUAUCCAUUGUGGUGUAAAACUGUAUUUGAUUAUGGCUGGAUAUUAAAAUGCUCUGUUUUAAAGGGUGAUGCCAAUUUCUUUCCUUUCCUUUUUAAAAAAAAAAAUGUAAAGACAUUUUAUUUUAAUGAUAAUAUAUCGUGUUGUGUUGAU
Anarrhichthys ocellatus (wolf-eel) is the source of this 3131-nucleotide messenger RNA. It is a transcript of the gene crema, whose product is annotated as cAMP responsive element modulator a. Gene Ontology annotation, cellular component: nucleus; ATF4-CREB1 transcription factor complex. Gene Ontology annotation, molecular function: protein binding; cAMP response element binding; DNA-binding transcription factor activity, RNA polymerase II-specific. Gene Ontology annotation, biological process: regulation of transcription by RNA polymerase II. The record is from RefSeq and is a predicted model, not a curated record. Bases 1682 to 2014 code for a protein of 110 amino acids. NCBI's taxonomy places the organism in Eukaryota, Metazoa, Chordata, Actinopteri, Perciformes, Anarhichadidae. The transcript is spliced from 3 exons.